Molecule: messenger RNA, 2589 nt
Organism: Octodon degus (degu)
Lineage: Eukaryota; Metazoa; Chordata; Mammalia; Rodentia; Octodontidae
Gene: Prss35
Product: serine protease 35
Exons: 2
Coding region: 276-1523 (415 amino acids)
Biological process (GO): proteolysis
Molecular function (GO): serine-type endopeptidase activity
Source: RefSeq, a predicted model, not a curated record
UCCCCUUGCCCGCCCGGAGCGCUCGCGUCCACCGGGUAGCGCCCUGGACGGCCGAAGACGCCUUACGGGUAAGGACGGAAGCCGGGGCAGGGCCGACCCUAGAGCCUGCCCAGCCCCGAGAGGCAGGACCCCCCUGCGGCGGUCCCUGGAGGGGCCCCGGAGCGAGGAGCUGCCCCGCGCAGGCGGCCGUGCGUCCGCCCUCGGAGCUUUGGGCGAACAGCAAGGACGUUUGCACUGGGCUAGACGCACCAUUCGGGACAGAACAGAAGAACAAGAUGGAAAAUCUGCUCCUUUGGCUGGUGCUCUUCACCCCCGGCUGGACUUUCCUUGAUGGAUUGGAAGUGGCGCAGGAUUUGACGUGGCGCGUGAGGGAAGUUCCGCAGGUGGUGAGGGAAGGCACUUUCCCCCUCGCCAGCCCCUGGUUUGAGGGAGAUGCCAAGGUUCUGCCAAGCAGAAUGUGUGGCAUCGAGUGUCAGAAGGAGCAGCCGGCUCCCAGCCUUUCUGAGCUGGAGGAUUCUCUCUCCUACGAGACGGUCUUUGAGAACGGCACCCGCACCCUGACCAGGGUGAAGGUUCAAGGCUUGGUCGUGGAGCCCACUCGGAAUGGCACGGCGGCAGGGGCGCCCCCGAGGAGGAGGAGCAGGAGACAGGUGUACGGCACGGACAGCAGGUUCAGCAUCCUGGACGCGAGGUUCCUCACCAACUUCCCCUUCAGCACCGCCGUGAAGCUCUCCACCGGCUGCAGCGGCGUCCUCAUUUCGCCCACGCACGUCCUGACAGCCGCCCACUGCGUCCACGAUGGCAAGGACUACGUGAAAGGGAGCAAGAAGCUAAGAGUAGGGCUGCUGAAGAUGAGAAAGAAAGGCGGUGGCAGGAAGCGCAGAGGCUCCAAGAGGAACAAGAGGGAAGCGAAUGAUGGCGACCAAAGAGAUAGCAUCAGAGAGAGUCUGCAGGAGAGAGCUCAGGGCGCAAGACGAAAAAAGGGCUCUGGGGGGCGUUGGAGAGGAGCAGAGGGGAGGCCCACCUUCCAGUGGACCCGGGUCAAAAGAACCUACAUCCCGAAAGGCUGGGCCAGAGGAGACAGCGGGGACCCUGCCCUGGGCUAUGACUAUGCUCUCCUGGAGCUGAAGCGCGCGCAGAGGAAGACCUUCAUGGAGCUGGGCAUCAGUCCGGCCAUCAAGAAGGUGCCCGGCGGGAUGAUCCACUUCUCCGGCUUUGAUAAGGACAGGGCCGAUCAGCUGGUCUACCGGUUUUGCAGCGUGUCCGACGAGUCCAGCGAUCUCCUCUACCAGUACUGCGACGCCGAGUCGGGCUCCACCGGCUCUGGGGUCUAUCUGCGUCUGAAGGAGCCCGCCAGCAAGAAGUGGAAGCGCAGGGUGAUCGCGGUCUACUCAGGCCACCAGUGGGUGGACGUGCACGGCGGGCAGCAGGACUACAACGUGGCCGUGCGCAUCACGCCCCUCAAGUACGCCCAGCUCUGCCUCUGGGUCCACGGCACGGGGGCUGACUGUGCUUACGACUGAGGCUGCAGGAGGUUCCGCGGGGGCUGAAGCCAGAAGCCAGCCAGAGGACUGUUCUGAUGAUUCAGGAGGCCACCUCCCAGUUCUGCCUGGGCUGCAGUCUCUCAGCAGCAUUUCAACAUUUUCCCAAAUUUACUGGUCAAAAUUAGGCUAUUUUCGCACAAUCUGAAGUGUUUAGGUACCAAAAAAAUGUUUAGAUACAGGUAUUGAAACAGCGGAUGAACUCUUCAAUGCGGCAUAUAGGCUCUACACAGUGGUAAGUUUUGUUUGCAAGAUUUGUGUAGCCCUUUAUCUUCCUAGAAGCUAGGCACGCUUUAAGACUCCAUACUGCUACCAUGACACAUGACUUCUUACUGGACUUCUAAGAAGCCUCUAAUAGGGUACUAGCUGGGCAUAAAAUGUGAAACUGCAUAUACAAAAAAUAGCGAUGCAACUCCAUUCAGGAGGCGAGGAAGGCUUGCAGUGUGCCUUGCUUUCCGAUGGAGCCAGGCAGCUCAGGCCCGCCGUGGUUGGUUUUCUCUUGGGUCGGAGAAAUACAGGUUUUUGAUUUUGUUUUAAAGAACUACACAUCAGAGGAAAUGGCAAACUACUGCUUUAAACAAGAGAAACUGCAGCAUCUAUUUAAAAUGGGAUACUUUGUUCUAUGAAAAAAAUUAGCUCAGACAUAAAUGAGACAUUUUAAAGUGUCAAGCUUUUAUUUAAAACUCAAAAUAUGAACUUUUUGUGUAGGUGUAGGGAAGAGACUUCACAAAAGAUCAUGUAUUGAUAACCAAGGUGCUAUAUUUCUAAGGUAAGGAAUUUUGUAAUUUCUUUCAAAGAGGGCUUUCCCCCCUUGACCAAGUUUUUCUUUUCUUCCUUUCAUGUCCCCUCCACCCCUCCACCAUCUGUGCUGGGAUCAAACUCAGGGCCUCCGACUGGCCAGAAAAGUGCUCCAAAUGAAACUUUCUUAAUAGGAUCUUAGAAUACAUUUUUGGGGUCAAUUUCUGAUUAGUAAUUUUAGAUGUGUCCUUUACUAAGUAUUUUAUAACUUACAAACAGAAUUUUUUUAAAGACAGUAUCUUGUUAUGCA